Messenger RNA from Mesorhabditis belari, 267 nucleotides. The record is from the annotation of a GenBank genome assembly. Lineage: Eukaryota; Metazoa; Nematoda; Chromadorea; Rhabditida; Rhabditidae.
AUGUCUCAAGUUGCUGAAGAUGUCGACUCAACAACAGAGGAGCCAGAGGCUUCCGACCGACGAUCGAGAGAUUGGACCGCAACCAAAGAAGGAAUGCAGUGGGUCGUGAAGUGUCUCCAGACACCUAUCCCAAGAACAAGCUGCUCAACAAGCACUUUACGACACAAAGUUCAAUCGAAUUCUUUGAGCACUUCGACAGCGCCACCGACGAUUGGAACAGCCUUAUGCCACACAUCGGCACAUCAAGCGUUCAUUCGCAUUACAUCU